Acromyrmex echinatior (Panamanian leafcutter ant) is the source of this 5952-nucleotide messenger RNA. It is a transcript of the gene Ae2, whose product is annotated as anion exchange protein Ae2. Gene Ontology annotation, cellular component: plasma membrane. Gene Ontology annotation, molecular function: monoatomic anion transmembrane transporter activity; solute:inorganic anion antiporter activity. The record is from RefSeq and is a predicted model, not a curated record. Lineage: Eukaryota; Metazoa; Arthropoda; Insecta; Hymenoptera; Formicidae. Gene Ontology annotation, biological process: bicarbonate transport; regulation of intracellular pH; transmembrane transport.
UUUACAAGAAGCAAUGAAAAAUCCCUGAAAAGAAUCUCUUUAAAAAAGAAAAAAUAUACACCAAGUACAUAAAAAAGGUAUCUAAUGUUACAUUCCUUUUAACAAAAAACAGAUACGAAAUAAAUGCAAUUACCCGAGUAAGUUAUAACGCAAGAUUCAUAAGAUAGCUGAUAGAUUGAAAGUGACUAAAAUGAUCAACUACAUUAUAGUGAAGAAAACGGCAUAUAUUUUUUUCUUUGUUAAAGAGGUUUUUUUUUUUAGAUUCAGCAAUAUUUCAGUCAUCUCCAUUUCUCAUUUCUUGGAGUUCACAGUUUAUUUCAACGAUUUCAGCAAUUUAUUUCUACCAGGGAUGUGCGAAAAGAACAAUUUUUAAUUUAACUGAAUGCUGAUGUAAUCAUCGUUAUAUAAUUGCGGUAAAACAAAGAUGAAAAUUACGUGUCAACUGACGCGACAGACUGAAUUAUGUUGAUUGCCGAUACGUGCGUGUCAAGAAACGGAGGGAAAAGUGUCGAGCGUAUCGGUUACAUCAUCACAUUGCAACGCGUAAGACAAGUAGGAAGAUCCAUUGACUGCAUUUCGAGGUGUAAAUUUCCAACGCAUUGUGAUAUAUUAAUAAGUAAUUAACUAUAAUGUGUAAAUGACUAGCAAUCAACAGAACGGAGCUGCCAUCACAACGAUUACUUCACAUGUGGACAUCGCCGUCGCAACUCAGGAUCGGCCGGGCACCUAGGAAAAAGAUAUAGCCUUCAGCUGUACCAUCACCGCGCCUAGUGAAAAAUGGAGAACACCGAUGGAUUCAGAAGAAAGCUUUCUUUUCUUAGUUUUGGUAAACGAAUAUCGAUUGACGGACAUGCUGCGGAAACAGGACCGGAACUCGACGAGGAGAUGGAGAAGGUCUUUGCGAUGGACGCCGGGGAAAAGUUCGAUGUAGCCCGUCUUGGAUCACCUUCGGAAUCGACUGGAUCUGAUCGAGAUCGCGAUCGUGGACCACCUCUACGAUAUGGUGGCGAUCGCGAUUUCAAUCAAUAUCGUAAAAAAAGCUAUCCACAUCCGCACAUGCCCUUGAAGAGUCUGCAUUCCAGAUCUAUGCGACGACAUCUUUCUUCUGAAGGGUCAACGGCAGAAAUGUCUAUCGAAGAGGAUCGUGGCAAUAUUCAAGCGGAAAACGAGAAAAUCGAUGAGAUGAACCGUGAAUUUCGAUCGAUCAUGACAGCAGAAACCGAAGCCGAAGUUGAUGAAGAAACAGCGAAAGCCAAAAAUGUAAGCAAUAACGAAAACGAGGCACCGAUCUCGGAGAGGGCGGCUUCCAGUUUCAGUCCAAUCAUCGGCAGCCCGAGAGUACAAUUUGAAAAAAUCAAGGAAGAAGAGGCAUCGAGUACGCAAACAUUGGAAGUGCCAACAGGUACCACUCUGAGUGGCCAUGAGGAAGACCGGAAUCGCCGACGGCACCAGAAGCACGAACAUAAACGUCACCAUCACAAAUCUCGCAAAUACUCUCUACAGGAGGAUCCGCAAUGGCGAAAACGAUCAGGAGCCGGUCUUCCAGAUAGUUCGAAUCUGCUGGCUCGACGUGUCAGCGUCCAGCCAGAAGAAGCAAGCACUUUGCAAGAACUCGACAUUGAUGAUUUGGAGUCGCAUCGUAGUGAUGAUCCACGUGGCAUGCGCCGGCAUAAAGCCGCUUACUCGACGGUGCAGAUCGCCCGACGAAAGGAGGGCGGCAUUUUCUAUGACACCUUCAAGAAGAUGUACGAUCAUUCGCCGCACGAGGUAUUCGUUCAAUUGGACGAACUACAUGGCUUGGGCGAAGAGCGUGAAUGGCGAGAGACCGCCAGAUGGAUCAAAUAUGAGGAAGACGUUGAGGAGGGUGCUGACAGAUGGGGCAGACCUCACGUGGCUUCUCUUAGUUUUCAUUCACUACUGAAUCUUCGCCGAUGUCUAGAAACUGGUGUGAUUCUUCUUGAUCUGGAGGAAAAAGAUCUGCCUGGGCUGGCUUAUAGAAUAGUCGAGCAAAUGGUCAUCGAAGAGCUUAUCCUAGCCCAAGACAGACCGGUCGUGAUGAGAGCACUUCUACUCAGACACAGGCAUGUGCACGAACAUGAACGUGGUUUCCGUUUCGGUGGCAAGAGGAGUUAUUCUAGUUACACCAGCCUUCAGUCCAUCUGGCUGGAGGAAGAAGAUGCUGCGCGGGAACCUGCUGAGAACCAUGUAACACAACAUAAUCUACACGAUGCGAAGCCGAAGAUCGUAUCAUCGAACUUGGCGCUCGACAGCAAUCAUACAAUGGUCGAUAUCAAGGAAGAGUUAACAUACAUGAGCAGUAACGAAGACUUAAAGAAAGGUCACAAUGAUUACAUCCUCAAAAGAAUCCCAGCUGGUGCUGAGGCAACAGUCGUACUUGUCGGUGCUGUCGACUUUUUGGAUCAGCCAACGAUAGCCUUUGUACGAUUAGCCGAAGGUGUACUUAUGCCGUCCAUUACGGAGGUCACGAUACCGGUCAGAUUUAUGUUUACCUUAUUAGGACCGAGAAAUGCAGACUUGGACUAUCAUGAAAUUGGUCGGUCCAUUUCUACUCUGAUGGCAAACACGACAUUUCAUAAAGUCGCUUAUAAAGCCAACGAGAGACGAGAGUUACUUUCAGCUAUUAAUGAGUUUCUAGAUGAUUCAAUUGUAUUGCCACCUGGUAAUUGGGAAAGACAAGCUUUGCUACCGUUCGACGAGCUUAAAGCGAAGAGUGAGGCUAUCAGGAAACGGAAGGCGAAGGCACUCGAAGAGAAAAGCAAACCGGAACAAGAUGAGGCAGCCGCAAAAAAAGCUCUUCUCGCCGGCGAAGAGGAAAAGAAAUCAUCAGAAGACGAUUAUGAUCCAUUGCGACGUACCAAACGACCAUUCGGUGGCCUCAUCAACGACAUUAAGCGUCGUUACCCUUUCUAUUUGUCCGAUUUUAAGGAUGGUUUGAGCUCAUCUUGUGUCGCGGCAGCUAUCUUCAUGUAUUUCGCCGCGCUAUGCGGCGCCAUCACAUUCGGCGGCCUGAUGAGUGAUAAGACACAAAACGUAAUAGGAAUUUCCGAGACUCUUAUUUCCGGUUCGUGGACGGGCGUGAUAAUGGCAUUGUUCGGCACUCAACCGCUUUUGAUUAUCGGGACAACUGGUCCGCUGUUGCUCUUUGACGAGAGCUUAUACAAUUUCUGCUUGGCGAACGAGCUUGAGUUUCUCACCGUACGGGUAUAUGUUGGCGCCUGGAUGGGUAUCAUCGCCCUGGCAAUCGCCUGUAUCGAAGGUUCCGUUCUCGUGCGACUCUUCACGCGCUUCACCGAGGAGAUCUUCACUGGAUUGAUUUCUAUCAUUUAUAUCGUUGAAACGUUUAUGAAGCUUUACAACUACUUCGUGCGCAAUCCUCUUCUUCACGAAUACAGCUUUGGGCCGGACACCAACAAUAUAACCUAUCCACUCUACGUUGCUGAAAUGAAGGUUACUCAAUCGCCAUGGAAUGGAACUGAAGAAACCCUACGCUUGGAAAACGUUCGCGAACUUCUACCGAGUCAUGAUAGAAUUAGGCUGCCAAUUAAUCAACCCAAUACAGCUUUAAUGUGUACUAUCCUUUGUCUGGGCACUUUCCUGGGUGCCUACUACUUGAGAAUCUUUCGCAACAGCCAUUACUUAGGCCGUAGUGCUCGAAGAGCCUUCGGAGAUUUCGGCGUGCCUAUUAGCAUUGUCGUUUUUGUUCUGAUCGACUAUCUACUUAUGGUAAAGACGGAAAAGUUGCUGGUACCCGAAGGACUCUCCCCAACUAUACCCGGUAGAAAUUGGUUCGUAUCUCCUAUCGGAUAUGAAAAACCUAUACCGCUUUGGAUGGCUCUAGCUUGUGUGGUGCCAGCUUUGCUGGUUUACAUCUUAGUCUUUAUGGAGACUCAAAUAUCGGAAUUGAUUAUCGAUAAAAAGGAGCGAAAACUGCGAAAAGGCAAUGGCUAUCAUAUGGACAUCGUGGUAGUAUGCUUGAUGAAUAUAGGAUGUGGAUUGAUGGGUGCACCUUGGUGCUGCGCUGCGUCGGUGCGCUCCCUCACCCAUGUAUCCGCCCUAACCGUGAUGUCACGCACUCACGCGCCUGGUGACAAGCCGCAUAUUGUUGAAGUAAAGGAGCAAAGAGUGAGCGCUCUCCUGGUCGCGAUACUUAUAGGCGUGAGUGUGCUGAUGGCACCAUUGUUACGGCGGGUACCGAUGUCCGUUCUUCUUGGUGUGUUCCUCUAUAUGGGGAUCUCAUCAAUGAAUGGCGUGCAGCUAUUUGACCGCGUCAAACUGUUUUUCAUGCCAGUCAAGCACCAUGGUACAGCAAAUUACGUACGCCGUGUGCAAACCUAUAAAAUGCAUAUUUUCACCCUCAUACAAAUCUUGUGCUUAACUGUAUUGUGGAUUGUCAAAAGUACCAGAGCCGCCUUGGCCCUACCCUUCUUCCUUAUUCUGAUGAUACCGUUGCGCGCUCAGAUGAGCUAUUUCUUCACCACUGCGGAGCUACGUGCUCUCGAUAGUAAAGGAUCCGAACACGAUGUCGAGGACGAGCUGGAUUUUUACGAAGAAGCUCCUCUACCUGGUUAGACUGUGCCUUAAUAGAUUAUCCAAUACCACAUCUCUCCCUCCCCCUUCUCCCUUCUUUCCCCCUCCGUCUCUUUCUCUCUCAAUUCAUGUACUUCCAAAAUUAUCUAUCAUUACUUAUCUCACAUCUCUCAAAGAUCCUUAUCUACUAAUUCGUAAAUACAGAGUUCUAUUACUUUUAUCAAAUUGGAAUAUGUGACGUUCAUUAAUAGAGUCCAUUGGUAGGUAGCUGAAAGCAAUGUCAUAUAUACACCGGGUGUUUUAGAUCCGUACAUCCUUUCAUCUUCGCAGGAUAAGGAUCCAACCGUAAAAGUGUUCAGACAAAAGUUGUGGAGUUUAAAAAGAUCUAUUUACAGAUCUUAUUAGUUUGACCUUAGGUGGCGUCGCCAAGGUCACGUCGAUUUUCUUUAAUAAAACACUCAACUUUUUAUUCCAGUAACUAAUAGCCGCUUUCAAGAGCUUUUCAAAACAUUAUAAUGAAGUUAUUUUUCAUUUUCGAAUUAUAGAGCUCGAAAGUUACAGCACAUUAACAUUUGUCAUUCAUCAUUGGAGGUUGUAUCUCUUAUUUUCAUUUUUGCACUAAGAAUUCAUUUUUAUGUAAAAAUGAAAAUAAGAGAUACAAUCUUUAAUGACUUCGAUCUUGACAAAUAUUAUUCAGGACAUGAUCCUGAACAACAUUCACAAGAGCCGUCGAUCGGACACCUUGCGUAAAGCCGUGAUCAGACUAUGUAUUGGAGAUUGAGAUUGAGAUUGCAGAUUGAAAUAUAGGGCUCUAUUUUUCCAAUCUUCAAUCUCAAUCUCAAUCCAAGCUUCCAGUAUUUAAGUCAUCAUGACUAACCUUACCAAAUGUAUGUGUGUACAAAAUAAUAAGUUAUAAAAAAUUAUAAUAAGUACAAACACAGCACAAUUAAAACAUAUGAGUGCAAUUAAAUGCGUAUUCAAUAAUUUUUGUUAUGUGUGAUUUUAGGUAUCCAAUAUUCUUACUAAUCUCAAUCUUAAUUGUUAUUGGAUUAUAAUUCAUAGUCAUCAAAAUCGAGCAAUCUUCAAUUUUAAUUUCAAUUUCCAAUGCAUAGUCUGAUCACGACUUAAUGCUAAUGUCUGCGGUACUGUAAUUUUCGAGCCCUAUAACGCGAAAAGUACUCAAUGAAAAAUAACUUUAUUAUAGUGUUUUGAAAAGCUCUCAAGAUAAGCUAUAAGCUAUAAGAAUAUGCAAUGAAAAAUGGAGAGUUCCAUUUAAAAAAUUCAUGAUUUUGACUUGACCUUGACAAUGUCACCUAAGGUCUAAUAAGAUUAAUAAAUAGAUCUUUUGAAAUUCCACAACUUUUGUCUGAACACUUACGAUUGGAUCUUAUCCUGCGAAAAUGA